This is a messenger RNA of Panicum virgatum (switchgrass), 3636 nucleotides long. RefSeq names its product disease resistance protein RGA5-like. Gene Ontology annotation, molecular function: ADP binding. The transcript has 5 exons. Bases 575 to 3373 code for a protein of 932 amino acids. The record is from RefSeq and is a predicted model, not a curated record. Gene Ontology annotation, biological process: defense response to other organism. NCBI's taxonomy places the organism in Eukaryota, Viridiplantae, Streptophyta, Magnoliopsida, Poales, Poaceae.
GCUUUAGAAUCCUGUCAUCCGCAAAAGAUCCAUCCUUUCCUCACCAACUGCUCACCCCUGCGGCCCUGCCCUCUUGACUCGAGGUCUUCGUCGACGUCAACCAAAGCACCUUAUCUAGACGCUCUCCGCCGGCCGCCGCUGCUCCAUUCCAGUCCAGGGCAUCAGAUAAUUCAGAUCCUACGCCACCGGCAUCUGCUCGCAACACGGCCAGCGAUCCACCGGCGAGAUGGCUCCACAGGACGGCAGCUAGGCUUCAAAGUUCAAAGUAGAAGGUGCCGACAGACACGUGUGCCUUCGUCCGUGUCUGGCGUCCCAAUGCGAAGUUGAAGGUCUUCGACAGUAGCGUUGAACUCGACGGCGACGGCGACGGCGUGGCUUCCUUGAAUCGAUUGGGUGAGGUCCUUUUUUUUUGGCGAGGGUUCAUUCAGGUCUCUUGUGACUGCGUCGGGUAUUGUCGAGUGGAUACUUGAUUAGAUGGUCGACCAUUCUUGGGUGUCUGCUUAAGCAGAACCGAUACCUCCCUGCUGCAAAAGACACACAAGCAAGUGCUGCCUCCAAAAGAAGAUCAGCCAAGAUGGACAUCGCCACUGGGGCGAUGAACACCCUGCUCCCUAAGCUUGGUGAGCUGGUGGUGGGCGAAUACAAGUUGCAGAAGGGUGUCAAGGGAGAGAUUCAGGAACUUGAGAAGGAGCUGAGAAGCAUGACCGCUGCCCUCCGCAAGGUGGCUGAGGUGCCAGUGGACCAGCUUGACGAGCUGGUCAGGAUCUGGGCCCGUGAUGUGAGGGAACUAUCCUAUGACAUUGAAGAUGCUGUCGACACCAUCAUGUUGCAGGGAAUCAGGCAUGAACCUACCAUGCCGUUCAGCAUCAAGGGAUUCAUUGAUAGGACCAUCAAUUUGUUCCAGAUGGCUGCGACCAACCAUCAGAUCCACAAUGUUACCAAGGACAUCAUGGAUCAGGUCAAGAUGGUCAAUGAGCGUCGUAAAAGGUACAAGAUUGAUGAGGUAUCUAAUAGGCCAAUUGUGGAGACAAUUGAUCCUCGCCUAGAAGGUAUGUACACAAGGGCAGCACAGCUGGUUGGCAUUGACGGUCCAAAGAAUGAGCUGGCUAAGCGACUGUUGGAACAGGAGGGCUUAUCGAGAAAGCAAUCAAAUAUAAUUUCUAUCGUUGGAUUUGGAGGCUUGGGAAAGACAACUCUUGCCAAUUCAUUGUUGCAGGACCUUAAGGAACAAUUUGAUUGUCACUUUUUUGUCUCCAUAUCCUUUAGUCCUGAUAUAAAGAAGAUUUUUAAGAAUAUUCUUGUCCAACUUGAUGAGAAUAAGUAUGGCCACAUAGAUGAAUCAUGGGAAAUAAAGUUGCUCAUUGACAAAAUUAUAGAAUUCCUCAAGAAUAGAAGCAGGUGCUUGUGCGUUAUUGAUGAUUUAUGGAAAGAAUUGCCAUGGGAUACAAUCAAACUUGCUUUGCAGGAUGGUAAUCAUGGAAGCAAGAUAAUCAUAACCACUCGCAAUAAGGCUGUCGCAGAAUAUGUUGGUGGUGGUAUUUAUGAACUAAAGCCUCUUUCUACUGAUAACUCGAGAGAGUUAUUCUACAAACGGAUAUUUGAAUCUGCGGAUGAUUGUCCUCCUGAUUUGAGCAAAGUUACUGGAAAAAUCUUGAAGAAAUGUGGUGGCGUACCAUUAGCCAUUAUUACUACAGCAAGCUUACUAGCUAAUAAACCAAGGUGUUCAGUUGAAUGGGAGAAGGUGAAUAGUUCUAUCCGUUCUGGAUCUGAAAAUAGCCACCCUAUGGAAACGAUGAACACGAUAUUAAGAUUCAGUUACAAUGAUCUGCCUUUCCAUUUGAAAACUUGCUUGUUGUCUCUGAGCAAAUAUCCCGAGGACCAGAUGAUUAGAAAGGAUGUUUUGGUAUGGAGCUGGAUAGCAGAGGGUUUUAUUACACCUUCAGGGUCAAGCUUGCAGGAGACAGGGGAUGGUUACUUCAAUGAGCUUAUUAAUAGAAGCUUGAUACAGCCCGUCAACCGCAAGGAUCCGUUUUAUGUGCUUGGAGAGAUGGAGGUGUAUGCUUGCCAAUUACAUGACAUGGUGCUUGAGCUUAUUAUCAAGUUGUCAGCUGAAGAAGGCUUUGUUACCGCUUCGUUGUCAGAUGGUGACCAAGCAGGUGCAUCUUCAUUGCAUCAGAGGGAGAUCAUCCGGCGGCUGUCCCUCCACAAUAGUAGUAACACCGAUGCCUCAAUAAAUGAAAGAAAACUGCUAUCCAAAGUGAGGUCACUUUAUGUCUUCGGCCAUGCAGAUUUGAUGAUGCCGUCCCUGUCAGAAUUUUGCGUUCUACGUGUACUGCAGCUAGAGAAUUGUUCUGGACUUGAUAACAAUCAUCUUAAGGAUAUCUGCAAAUUGUACCUCCUGAAGUUUCUACGGCUACAGGGUUUGAAAGUCACAGAGCUCCCCGAGAGUAUUGGCAAGCUGGAGUCUCUAGAAACAUUAGACAUCAGAGGCGCCGAUGAUGAGUCAGUGAUAAUGUUACCGCUGUCUUUUGGUAAACUAGGAAAACUGGUCCGGCUUCAUGCCGAAAGAGUGGAGCUGCCAGAUGGUGUGAGUCUGGAGAAUAUGAAAUCUCUACGAGAGCUUGUAGGCAUAUGCCCUACCUUGCACGCCGUGACAGAGAUUGGUAAACUAGGAGGGCUAAAGGCCCUUGAGAUUGCCAUCAAGGAAGAACCCGAGAGCAGUACUGGCAAUUGGAAGGAAUUGAUUGGCACGUGCCUUCAAAUGUGCUCCAGUUCGUUACAAGUAUUGGUGCUGAGAGUUCCACUACGUUAUUUGUAUUUCCAGAAUUUUAUGGCACAUGUUCCUACUGGUCUGCGGACCUACAUGUGUAGUGGCUACUUUGAUGAAUUCCCAAGGUGGAUUGAUCCGUCGUUCUCCUAUCUCACAGUCUUGUCCAUCAGGCUACUCAAUGUGCAUGUACAGCCUGAGCACCUUGAUAAGCUUGCUGAGCUGCCAUCCCUUCGCUUUCUUAGGAUACAGGUACUAGGUUUAUCACCACGGCAAGAAAAGCUCGUUAUUCACAGCAGUCCAUCUGCAUUCCCGUGUCUAACGGAUCUUCGGAUUUUGUGCCAGUUGAUGUUCCUUAAGUUUGAACCUGGGGCUAUGCCAAAGCUUGGAAGACUCUGCCUUCGCUUUGACGCUAGAAGGACCAAUGAGCAUUUUCGGACUAAUAACUUUGAUUAUGGAUUCGAGAACCUCCCUUCUCUCCGACAUGUCGUUAUUGUGUUAAACAUCCUUGCAUUAAAUUGGGCGGAGCACACUGAAGCCCAAGAUGCUAUUAGGAAGACAAUUAACAAUCAUCCCAACCAUCCUUCGCUCCAUUUUUCCUAUUAGUAAGAAUUAAAGGAUGGAACAGCUUAUGAGAUUUGUUGUUCGUAAUGUACUUGUUACGGGGUUAGAGGCUAAGUGUGUUACAUUUUCCAUUAAAUCUACUGUCACAUUCAUGUCAAACACAAAUACUUUUAUGACUAUUCAUUACAUGUUUCCAAUAAUUACAUCAUGUACGUUUUUUUUUGUAAUUGAGCAUGGAUUAUGGGUGUGACCUAUUUUGAACAUUUCAUCCACAUACUGUAUCUUAAGUUAUCAAAUUUGGAGGA